AUGUCACUCCCGUUAACGAUCAUUUCAACCAUCCAUCCACCCUUUCUCCUCACAGCGUUUGCCUAUGGCGCAACGGGAGCAGGAAAAACCUACACCAUGUUGGGCUCAGAGAAAAGCCCUGGCAUCAUGUACCUCACCAUGGUGGAACUUUACAAAAGGAUUGAGGCCAGAAAGGAGGAGAAGAUCUGUGAGGUCCUAGUCUCCUACCAGGAGGUGUACAACGAACAGAUCCAUGACCUGCUGGAGCCCAAGGGCCCUCUGGCCAUCUGGGAGGAUCCCAAGAAAGGAGUUGUGGUUCAGGGUCUGUCCUUCCACCAGCCCAUGUCGGCAGAGCAGCUCCUGGAGACGUUGGCUGCUGGCAACAAAAAACGGGUACAGCAUCCCACCGAUGCCAAUGCCACCUCCUCCCGCUCACACGCCAUCUUCCAGAUCUGUGUGAAGCAGUGGGAUCGCAUUUGCGGCCUCACUCGGGAUUUUCAAGUGGCCAGGAUGAGCUUGGUCGACCUGGCAGGCUCAGAGCGAUCUUCGGUCACCGACACCAAGGGAAAGUGGCUCUGGGAGGGCACCAACAUCAACCGCUCACUGCUGGCCCUCAUCAAUUUCAUCAAUGCAUUGGCUGAUGGAAAGAGCAAGAAAACCCACAUCCCGUACCGGAACAGCAAGCUCACGCGCUUGCUGAAGGACUCCAUUGGUGGCAACUGCCGUACCACCACGAUCACCGCUGUGAGUCCCUGCGUGCUGGCUUAUGAGGACACCUACAACACACUCAAGUAUGCCAGCCGGGCCAAGGACAUCAAGCAGUCACUGAGGAGCAAUGUGCUCAGCAUAGACUCCCACAUCAGUAAAGACGCCGCGAUCUGUAAGCGGCUGCAAGCAGAGGUGGCAGAUCUGCAGGCAAAGCUUCGUGCCUAUAAGGAUGCUGCACGGGAGGCAGAGAACCAAGUCCUGGUGUCCCCUGUGUCAAGGAGCCCACAGGGUUUUCAUGGGCUGGAGGAAGCUGUCCCAAAGACAGGCUUGGCCCUGGAUGAUCAGAGGGAGAGUGAUGGAGAGGAGCAGCAGCUGAAAGCUGGAUGGCCUGUUAAGCUGCAGCUGGAAUCGGAGGAGGCUCCAGAGGAAAUGCUUCCCAGCAGCCCCAGAGCAACCCACCAGACAGAUCUCCAGCUGGAACUGAAGAAACCAAGCUGCCUUUUACAGGGGUUGUCUGGCAGCCAGACAGAGAUGCUUGUAGCUGCCAUCCUGAGCGUUGCCCGAAAGCAAUAUUCAGUCUUGAAGGCUGCCAGCCUCCUUGCUCCUGACAUGGUCUCUGAAUUUGAGGAACUGGAGCACCUGGUCCAUCAAGAGGCUGGUGUAAGCCUGGAGCAAGGCACAUCUCUGAACAGAUCCACAGAAGUCAGCGCAGCCACCUCAGUCCAGAGGGUGCAGCAGGGCUGUAAUGCUGAGAUGUCUUUUGCUGUGCCCAGUACCCCUGUGAGGAGUGCCACCCUACAAUGCUUGGAGCAGGUUGCUCCACUCUCCCGUCCCACACCAAUGGCUCCCAGCCCGACGAAGAAGAGGAGGAGGUCUGAGGUGAACAGUGCUUCCCAAGUGGGAGCUCCCUGCAGCCUCAAAACGCAGACGAAACUCCAGCGGAGAUGUGGGAAAGAAGCAGAGACUCCCAGGGUGACACCAAGCCCAGGCACCCUCUGCCUCAAAGCAGCAGCCCAGGCACCCCCUGUCUCCCCUGUGUCAUCGUGUUGCACCCCCGGAACCUCCCUGCUGACAGCCACCAAAAGAUGUGUGCCCCUGAUGGUGUCAGCUGCCCAAAACGGCUGCACCCAGCCUGCCCUGCCUGUCCACAACCUGAAUGUGACUUUUGAUAUUUACGAGGACAGCAGCUCACCUGGCGCAGACAAGCCGGUUGCCUUCAACCCAUCUGAGUUCUCUGUUUGGGAGAGCAUCCAGAACAUUCUAAACAAGCAGAACAGCGUCUUUGUGGCCAAAACCUGCAUCCCAUUGUCUGUCAUCAGGGGUUCCUCCAUCCCCAAGCCCUCCUCUGUCUCCAGAGUACCCGCACAGAAGCGAAAGAGAGUGGAGAGCACUGCUUCCCCCUCCCUGGGUGUGCUCCAGAGCCACAUCAGCCAACUUCUGAGCAGCAGCCAGAGAUCUCGGCAGCCCUCCCGCAUCCCUGAACCUCGUUCAAGUGCCAUUGCUUGGAAGGGCAGCAAGGAGACCAGUAAAAAGCCUGUGGCUCUUGGCAGCGCCUGCCCUCGUCCCACCCCCCAGCCAAUGAAGCUCUUAUGCUGA
Messenger RNA from Falco peregrinus (peregrine falcon), 2283 nucleotides. It is a transcript of the gene KIF18B, whose product is annotated as kinesin family member 18B. The transcript is spliced from 15 exons. Lineage: Eukaryota; Metazoa; Chordata; Aves; Falconiformes; Falconidae. Gene Ontology annotation, molecular function: microtubule binding; ATP binding; microtubule motor activity. Bases 1 to 2283 code for a protein of 760 amino acids. Gene Ontology annotation, biological process: microtubule-based movement. The record is from RefSeq and is a predicted model, not a curated record.